This is a messenger RNA of Styela clava, 2557 nucleotides long. Its product is annotated as HHIP-like protein 1. Gene Ontology annotation, cellular component: membrane. The record is from RefSeq and is a predicted model, not a curated record. Lineage: Eukaryota; Metazoa; Chordata; Ascidiacea; Stolidobranchia; Styelidae.
UUAGACUUAGUAUACAGUAUGUAUAAAAUUGCAAUAACACCGAUUUGCUAUUGUUUUGUUAUAUUUUUUAAAAUGAUGUCAGACGCACACCCUAUAUGUAUGGACGAUAGUGCACCUACAAUCAGAGAUGCGAGUAGAAAAUUCAAAUUGUGUGCACAGUUCGAAUGGUUCGGUUGCUGCAAUUCACAAAAAGUUGAGAAAAUUCAAGAUAAACUUGACGAAAUAAUUGCAAGAGACAAAAACAUGUCUGAAACUUGUAGAAAUCUAUUGGAAGAAAUGCUAUGCCAGCAAUGUUCAGCCUGGUCGGGGCACAUGUACUCAACAGAAUACAACUUUGACGAAACAAAAACUAUUAAAUAUCCUGGAAUUUGCCCCAAAUAUGCAGGGAAAUUAUACAAAAAUUGCAAAUCGUAUUUUCCAAUAAUUUUUGAUCUGAAAGAAACAAUUGAAUUUUCCGAGUUCAAUGAACUUAUGAAAGCCGGUUCAGAUCGAUAUUGCUACCCCGACGUGGAAAACGUAGAACAAUCUGUGAGACGUCAAGGGAAUCAUGAAAAUUGUUUCCGAUUUUGCCUUGAGGAAGUUGUCAAUGGCUUGUAUCAACCCAUUUCUGCUAAAUUCCUCGAUGACGGCACUAGAAGGUUUUUGGUUGCCGAGCUUCGAGGUGUUAUCUGGAUGUAUUUAUCUGAUCGAUCGAAGAUAGCAACGCCAUUCCUUGAUAUCUCUGAUAAAGUUAGAGCUGAUAUGACUUCACAAGUUGAAAUUGGAUUUAAAGACUUCGUUUUUCAUCCAGACUACAAAACCAACGGAUACUUUUAUGUAAUGUACGUUUAUUCUGGACUGAAUCUGCGGAUCUCAAGAUUUGAAAUUUCCAAAAAUGACAUGAACAGAGCUGAUAAAAAAUCCGAAUUGGUAAUUCUCCAAGGAAUCCAUCUGGACGGAACAUCACACAACGGCGGUUCAUUGUUCUUCGGAAAAGAUGGAUUCCUUUAUAUUUCAAUAGGAGACGGUGGAAACAUGCAAGAACCAUAUAACCGCGCUCAGAGCAAAAACAAAUACCUUGGUAAAAUUUUGCGAAUCGAUGUCAACAGUGAACAUGGUCGAUAUUCUAUUCCCGAAGACAAUCCUUUCGUUAAGGAUAAAAAGGCGAAACAUGAAAUUUAUGCGUAUGGACUUCGCAAUCCUUGGAGAUGCUCAAUGGACAGAGCCGAAGGAGAAGAGAGAAUAUUCUGUGGUGAUGUAGGAUUGAAUUCAUAUGAAGAAAUUGAUAUUAUUCAAAAAGGCGGAAAUUAUGGAUGGAGAAUAAGAGAAGGGUUUCACUGUAGUCCGAUUAAAAACACUGGAUGCACGUCGGAUGAAAACAACCUUAAAAAGAAAUUCAUCGAACCGAUAAUCGAACACGAUCACUCGGAAAUGGCAGCUAUCAUAGGUGGAUAUGUUUAUCGUGGGUGUAAAUACCCAGAAUUAAAUGGACUUUACUUCUACUCCGGAUUUCAGUAUGUAAGUCCAAUUGCCCUGAAGGAGAUAGACGACGGGUCAUGGGAAAGGUUUGGAGUUUGCUUUGAAGAGAAGUUGUGCACAAACCAUGGACUAUCAAGUAGAGAAAUGUUUGUAACUUUAUCGUUUGCUGAAGAUACUGAUGGUGAACUGUACUUACUCGGUUCUGCGGUAUCAAAUGCUGGGCAAGCUGGCGGACGAAUGCACAAAUUAAUCUACAUGGGUUCUGAUGGCGAAAGUCAGUCAGAAGAUAGCUGCGGAGAAUCUCGUCCAACAACAAACGUAAGAAUAAACAAUGAUACAACUGUUAUCAAAUACAAAGAAUCACCACGGUUAUAUUUCCGCUUUAUGAAAGGAAACGCAUACAAUGGAUUGAACGGUAGAUUGGGGGUGCGAAAAGAAGGUGGAGAAUGGGGUACAGUAUGUGGAAAACAUUUCACAAAGGCUAACGCAGCCGUCAUCUGUCAGAUGCAAUCACGUUUCUAUCCGAAAGGUGACGUUUAUUCAUCCAACAAAGAGUUCGGAAUUGGCGAUGGACCUAUUUGGGUGUCAAACAAAAACUGUGAUAGAUCAAAAAAUACUUUUCUUGAAUGUGUACGAAACGAAUGGGGAGAAGUUGAUGACUGCACUCAUAAAGAUGAUGUUGCUAUAAAAUGCAGGUACUGACAACAACUGUUCUACAUCAUCAGACACGAAGUGAGCUUAAGGAUCUGUUGACUAAUUAUUAUUGUUCUAUUGAAAAGUCUCCUUUCUCGGCAACCAAUGAAACAGUAUUCGAAGAUGUUACUACAAGAAUAUUUUGCUAUUAUCAUAGUCUCAAUAUUUUAUUUUAAAUUUGCUCAUUUUAAAUUCUCAAGCAUAUCUUUAUAUGGUAUUCGGUACACAUUUUGAUAUAACAUUUGACACAAUUCAACUAACCAUAUUAGAUAUUUAACAUCCGUGUCCAUGUAUUUGAGCAUUGUUCUAUUUCUAGACAGUUUAUUAUACACAGUUUAUUAUUAUAUAGUCUUAUCAUUAUCUCUGAUAUAUAUGCAAGAAUAAAGGAGAAUCUUUUGAUUGACAA